AUGGCCGUACAGACACCAAGACAGAGGCUUGCAAAUGCCAAGUUUAACAAAACUAAUGAGAAGUAUAGAAAGUACGGUAAGAAGAAGGUGGAAAAGACCGACAAGACUGCACCCAUGAUCUCUAGAACUUGGUUGGGUAUUCUUCUUUUCCUCCUUGUAGGUGGUGGUAUUUUGGAACUAAUUAGUUAUAUUCUAUGA
Messenger RNA from Saccharomyces mikatae IFO 1815, 198 nucleotides. RefSeq names its product Ysy6p (gene YSY6). The coding region runs from base 1 to 198 and encodes 65 amino acids. The record is from RefSeq and is a predicted model, not a curated record. Gene Ontology annotation, cellular component: endoplasmic reticulum. The transcript has a single exon. Lineage: Eukaryota; Fungi; Ascomycota; Saccharomycetes; Saccharomycetales; Saccharomycetaceae.